Molecule: messenger RNA, 1389 nt
Organism: Heterobasidion irregulare TC 32-1
Lineage: Eukaryota; Fungi; Basidiomycota; Agaricomycetes; Russulales; Bondarzewiaceae
Exons: 4
Coding region: 1-1389 (462 amino acids)
Source: RefSeq, a predicted model, not a curated record
AUGUCGUCCAAUCCCUCCACCCUCACCUUCGCCGGCGACGCCACCGUUGUCUCCGAGCACGGCCCUGACGCCUACGAGAGGACGUCCUAUUAUAACGGCAUCACUGGGGACGGCGACUACCCGGACCUCGUUUACCGUUCGGACUUCCUCACUACGCCCUUUCCCAAGCCCGUCGGCAGACACGCCCACGUCCCCGUCAAGUCGCUCCGCGGAGUCUUCGACACCCCGCUCAAUGAUGUCUGGGACGCUGUUGGUCCCCAUAUUCGUGACCUGAUCAAGGCAUACGAGAUCCACUGGUCGUCCGGGCCGCCGGGAGAGGAGGCGAAGGGGAGUCUCGGCCCCGUCGUCAUCUGGGUCGGCAUCAUUCUCGGCUCUACUUCCCCCAAUACCGCCCACGAUGUCUCCCAAGAGAUCCUUAAGCUCCUGCUGAAGAACGGAGUCGAGGAUGCUGUUGUGGAAUGGCGCGAGGCGGUCCCGCAGAGCGGCAACGCCACUCAUCACGUAGGUCACUUCCUCACUGCUCUCCUCGGCGUUCUCCUUGCGAAUGAAGAAAUGGAGGAGGGCACUCUUACCCUCUGGUUCCACGAAAAUAAAGACAAGGACGGCAACCCUAGCAACAAGGUUUAUGGCGUCAGCAACUGUCACGUCCUGCGCAAGCACACUAACGUCGAUUAUGAGCACAGAGGCGGCACACCCAUGGACUACGUUCGCCUUUGCGGAAUUCGUCGAUUCCAGCGCAGCCUCGACAUCACAAAGGCCAUUGCUGAUCAUGGCAUUCUCGCAGACCUUUGGGCCCGAGAUAUCGUCGAACUGCAGGCACAGGAGGGGCAGAACCGGGAGGACGCGAGAGAGAUGCUGCGGAUUCGAAGCAAAUUGGACGACGAGAACGAAGCUAUCGCCGAUCUCGAGGCCCUCUACGAUCAAGUCACGAAGGAAUGGUCAAACAUCAAGCUCCACCGCAACAUUGGACACGUCCAAUAUGCUGAAGCCAUCACGGUCGACGAAGACGACACACGAUAUACCUCGGACGGCUGCCGCUGCCUUAUCGUCGGCAAAGACGGUAACGCUACCGACCUCACCGUCGGACGUUACGCCGGCCUAGUUUUGUUUACUCGGAAUGAAGUUGGCAUCGAGUCCGUCGAGCUCGGUAUCUACAACUCGGGCGUCAAGUGUGUCGAAGUCUUCUCCGCUAAAGGAGACUCGGGCUCCCUUGUCUGGCACACGAAGAACGGUCAAGCUCGCAUCGUCGGCCAACUCCACUCUGGACACAACAAAGGCGGCUCAACCAGCAACCAUGUUACGUACUGCACCCCUGGGUGGUACCUCCUGAAGCAGAUCAAGAAGAGAUUCAGGCACGCCGACUUCUACCGUACGACCCGGUCAGCUUGA